Molecule: messenger RNA, 1343 nt
Organism: Pyrus x bretschneideri (Chinese white pear)
Lineage: Eukaryota; Viridiplantae; Streptophyta; Magnoliopsida; Rosales; Rosaceae
Product: 5-amino-6-(5-phospho-D-ribitylamino)uracil phosphatase, chloroplastic
Exons: 11
Coding region: 66-1163 (365 amino acids)
Source: RefSeq, a predicted model, not a curated record
AAAAUAAACAAUAAAAAUUGUAAGUACAGAAAAGGCUUGUACAAACGGCUCUGUAUUCGUCUCUGAUGGACUAUGCCUGCAGCAGUUUCAGAAGCUCGUCUAUGCUCCUUCCAUGGCGAUCACCGUCUCCUCACCCGCACACUUCCUUCGCUUCCAAGCUCAAAUUUAUGAAAGUGAAGCGUUUGGACAUGGCGAAGCAUCAAACUGUGGUCAGGAGUUCUUGUGGGUUCAACGAAAAUGGCUCCGUCAACGGGUUUCCGGUAAUACCCAGCAAGCUUUUCAUGCAGGAGGCGAUUGGAGCUGAAUAUGGAGAAGGUUUUGAAACUUUUAGACCAGAUGGACCUCUUAAGGUUGAUGUGGAUUUUUUGAACGACAGACUGCAAGAAGGGUUUCUUAAAAGAAUACGAUAUGCCAUGAAACCAGAUGAAGCUUAUGGUCUAAUAUUCUCUUUUGACAAUGUCGUGGCUGAUACUCGAACUUUGAAAUUAAAUGCUUGGAAGCAGCUUGCCACGGAAGAGGGAAAGGAAAUUCCCGAAGAUGCAGCUUUGCAAAGACAGAUGCUUUAUGCAGGUGCUGAUCAUGUGUUGCAUAAGCUUUUACUCUGGGAUAAAGCAGACGGAGAACUGGAUAGGUUGGCUUUAAAGUUUUCACAAUUAUACGGUGACAAUCUUCUCAGGCUUAGUCAACCCGUGGAGGGGCUCAAAGAGUGGUUAGAUGCUGUAUCCACGGCUCGUAUCCCUUGUGCUGUAGUUUCAAGUCUUGAUAGGAGAAACAUGACAGAAGCCCUAGAACGAAUGGGUCUCAAGAAGUAUUUUCAGGCAAUUGUGACAGAGGAAGAUGGAAUGGAUUCGAUAGCUCAUAGGUUUCUUUCAGCUGCCGUGAAGCUGGAUCGGAAGCCAUCCAAGUGCGUUGUGUUUGAGGAUGAGCCUAGGGGUAUAACCGCUGCUCACAACUGUACAAUGAUGGCUGUGGCACUGAUUGGCACGCACCCUGCGUAUGACCUGGUGCAGGCUGAUCUUGCAGUUGCUAGCUUUAACGAACUUUCAGUGAUCAAUCUUAGAAGACUGUUUGCAAACAAGGGUUCUACAUUCAUGGACUUGCAGAAGCAGGUUAUAGAGAAAUCUCCACCGAAGAGGAAGCUUACGGUAGAUACUAUUUUCUGAUUCAUUUUUUCCCUUUUGUAAUUCAUCCUCUCUACCUCUCACCCACUCUUGUAAUCUACAAGCCGAUCAUCUUCUUUUCCUUGGUUUGUAAUUGAUCUCAUAAGUUUGUUUGUGUUCUUGAUAUACGAACUUCUUAUAGUGAAAAAUCAAAGAAACUCGUAUCAACGUUGCAUUGUUCAA